UAUGGAACGUCGCUGGAGCUCGCAGACAGAAAUUGACGAAUGGAUUAAAAGGCGCAACGAUUAUCGCUCCUCCAAACAGUUGGCUCCAUUGAAUGAACUUCGUCAAGAUGACCCACAUGGAUAUCGCAAUGCUCUGGAGAGGGAAAGAAAGACCUUACUUUCACGUCUAGAGACCCUGACAACGCGAACGUGGUCCUGGCCGGUUGACAAACCACCAGUGAAUGAGUGGCCUGCGCCAUUCAAUGGAACACUCUAUUUGCCUAAUACCUACUAUCAACGCCAUGGCUUUAGUAAGAUCCAAUUUACCGAGAAGCAGAACCUAAACAUCAUUGUUCAUAGUUUUUAUCAAGAACGGGUAGGACCUGAAUACCCUGGCAUUAACUUCGUGACCCAAGAUGGCUUUUGCAAUACAAGAAACGAAUAUCUUGGGCCUAGCCCGCGUGUUGCGGGUUAUCAGUUCGACGGGACCAAGCGAACAGCAAUUAUAGAAUGGUACGAUGACCAUCUGUUUCACAAGUGGGUUGAAGAUAGACCAUGGAAGAUUGAAGUUUAUUAUGAUCGCAACGUGGAAGGCUGGGUCUCCAAGGCUCGUGGGGAUUUUUGCAAGAACUACGACUGGAAUGAAUAUCUAGGACUGGAGUCGUG
Cyclocybe aegerita is the source of this 645-nucleotide messenger RNA. The record is from the annotation of a GenBank genome assembly. NCBI's taxonomy places the organism in Eukaryota, Fungi, Basidiomycota, Agaricomycetes, Agaricales, Hemipholiotaceae.